Messenger RNA from Hordeum vulgare subsp. vulgare (domesticated barley), 1192 nucleotides. RefSeq names its product protein YIPF1 homolog. Lineage: Eukaryota; Viridiplantae; Streptophyta; Magnoliopsida; Poales; Poaceae. The transcript has 5 exons. Gene Ontology annotation, molecular function: small GTPase binding. Gene Ontology annotation, cellular component: Golgi apparatus; membrane. Gene Ontology annotation, biological process: vesicle-mediated transport. The coding region runs from base 129 to 1001 and encodes 290 amino acids. The record is from RefSeq and is a predicted model, not a curated record.
GAGAAGACAUUUACCCAUCUCUUCACGCGGCCGGCCUAACUCUCGCCUUGCCGCUGCGGGACGCUUGCUCCGCCCCGAAGCUUCCCUUCCCCGAUUCUCCGCCGCGGCUGUUUCUGUCGCCGGUCAAGAUGAUGUCCGGCGGUGGCUACUCCGCCCUCGACGACCCCAAAGCCUCCGGAUCCGUCCCGGCGGCGACGGGGCCAGAUCCGCAGACCAUCAAGUUCACCGAGUCCAACCUCCAGACCUUCCCACCCUCUGAAGCCAAGGGCAAGAUCUCUGGCGCCUACCGCCCGCCCACUGACUCAGACGACACCUUCUCGUCCAAGGUUGGAGGGGCAGGCGGAGGCAGGGGUAGCGAUGGUGGAUCGGACGAUGCCGCGCAGGGCGGCUGGUUCCGCAUGUUCUCCGUAGCGGCCUACAAGCCCUACUUCGACGUUGACACGUCCGAUGUCGUGGAGAGGAUCUGGGAGUCGGUCUUCCCCUUCCGCGGCAACUUCACAGAGAAGACUUCGGACAAACCCGACCUGUAUGGGCCAUUCUGGACAUGCACCACCCUGAUUUUUGUUGCUGCUUCCAUUGCCACGUUUGUCACCUACCUUUCCCACAAAUGGCAUAAGAAAGAGUGGACCUAUGAUAUUAACCUGGUUACAUGGUCUGCGGGCUUAUUCUAUGGCUAUGUGACAUUUGUUCCCCUUGGGUUAUAUGUCAUUCUUAAGUACUUCUCAGCACCUGCUGGACUCGUGCAAUUGUGGUGCCUGUAUGGGUACUCUUUAUUCAUCUUCAUUCCAGCAUCGCUUCUGUCAAUUGUGCCAAUAGAAAUAUUCAGAUGGGUUAUUGCUGGUGUCGCUGGGUUUAUGUCUGCUACCUUCGUUGCUGUCAAUCUCCGUGCCCACAUCUUAAACUCCGGGGAGCGGUGGUUUCUGAUCGUUGCAGGGAUAUUCUUGUUGCAGUUGGGGUUGGCUGUUUUGCUGAAACUUUAUUUCUUUACGAUAACUGUAUAGGGAAAUGGUGUCUCUUCUUGUAUUAGUCAGAAAUGAGCAUGCAGUUCUCCAUGUCGAGUCGAUUCAUUGAUGUAAUUUUCCAGGCAUACAUCCCACCUUACAUGUGACACUCAGGAACGAACACAUACUACUUCAUUAGCCUCUGAAAUCACAGAAAUGGCAAAAUAUCCUUCGGUUGUUACGGGGUUAAA